Messenger RNA from Triticum turgidum subsp. durum (durum wheat), 933 nucleotides. The record is from the annotation of a GenBank genome assembly. NCBI's taxonomy places the organism in Eukaryota, Viridiplantae, Streptophyta, Magnoliopsida, Poales, Poaceae.
AUGGACGGCAACGGCGUAGCCCUCCCCAGCGACCUCCUCCUCGAAAUCCUCAGGCGCCUCCCCGGCCACGCCCUCGCCGUGUCCCACUGUGUCUGCCGCGCGUGGCGCGACCUCGUCGGCGCCCACGCCCACACCCUCCUCCUCCCGCAGGUCUUCCCGCGCGAGUUCCCCGGCGUCUUCGCCACCUACGACGGCUACGACCCCGACUUCGCCUUCUUCGGCCCGCCGCCAUCGCCGUCGGCCGACGCCCACGUGCCCGGCUACCGGCGUCUCUUCUGGGACCAUUGGGAUUGCAUCGUAAAGCAGCACUCCAACGGCUUGCUCCUCGUCACGGGGAAGCGCUCGUUCAAUCCUAAUAUGAUAUACGUGUGCAACCCAGCCACGUCGCAGUAUGCCCGCUUGCCGUGUCCGCCGACACGCUGGCCGUGUAGCGUCGAGGGCGUGUUUCUCGCCUUUGACCCGGCCGUGUCGCGGCACUACGAGGUGUUCUUCUUACCCACGGAAAAGCUAGAUCGCAACGAUGAGCAAGAUGAGUGGACACGCCGACCGUGCCCGUGCUGGAUCGAUUGGGAGGACACGUGGCUACCCAACUUGUUUGGACAAGACGAACCAUUCUCUGAAUCUAAGGAAGAGCCCAACCAAAAGGUGCCCAAGGAGAAUGUAUUCCACGUGUUGGUGUUCUCUUCACGGACAGGCCAGUGGGAGAGCCGCAAGUUCACGCCAGGGCGCCGCGCCUCGGGAAACCUGUACGAUGUGGUGACCACGCCGCUCUAUAAGGAUCUGCGCACGUGGUGGUCGGCCGAGUACUGGCAUGGCUCACUCUACGUGCACUGCCAUAGUGGUGUCCUCGUGAUCCUGCGUUGCUCGGAGGGGACAUGCCAGAUGGUUCAGCUUCCAGGGCAUCCUUAUGGCCGCAAGAGAUUGCGUCAAUGA